UAUGAUCAGGCUCAACACAGGAGUUUCCUUGUUAGAAAAAGCUAAGAGCACGCAGUCAUAGCACUGUGGGGGAAUCUGAAUUUGACACAGAAUUUAGGAUAUUUAUAUAUUUUGGGGAAAUUUACAAUACGUGAGGAUUCAAAAUGUAUUUUGUCGUAGUUUUGCUCUUGUUUGGGACACUUUCAACGGUGAACAGUGAGACAUUGUCGCUGAACUACAUCUACACGGCCCUCUCAAAGCCAGUUGAAUUGCCUGGUAUCCAUGAGUUCACUGCCAUGGGCCUGAUGAAUAAUAGACAGAUCGAUUACUAUGACAGUGUGGAUAAGAAGAAGAUUCCCAAACAGGACUGGAUGAGGGAGAAGCUGCCAGCAGACUACUGGGAAAAAGGCACUCAGUCACGCAAGAGCAAGGAGCAGUGGUUCAAAGUAAACGUUGACAUCCUGAUGAACCGCAUGAGGCACAACAACACUGGUGUCCACAUCCUUCAGUGGAGGCAUGGCUGUGAGAUUGACAAACAGCCAGACGGCACAUUGAAAUUCAUAAAGGGCACUGACCAAUACAGCUACGAUGGUGACGACUUCCUGGCCUUUGACGAUGCCACUAUGCAGUGGGUGGCCCCAGUUGAUCAAGCUCUGCCGACUAAGAGGAAGUGGGACGGGGUGCAGAUCCUCAACCAGUACACCAAGGGCUACCUGGAGAAGGAGUGUGUGGACUGGCUGUCCAAAUUCAUGGAAUAUGGGGACAAAGAGGCUAAUAAGCACUCACCUCCAAAGGUCUAUGCAUUUGCUAAAAAAGCCAAAAUUGCAGGACAUAUUCGACUGACCUGCAUGGCCACAGGUUUUUAUCCCAAAGAUGUACUAAUGCAUAUUAAGAAGAAUGGCGUCCAAUUGACCAAACAAGAUGGAGUGCACUCUGACGGAGUCUUACCCAAUGAUGAAGAGAGCUACCAGAUCAGGAUGAGUGUGCAGAUUCCAGAGGCAGACAAGGAAACUUAUGAAUGCUUUGUCAACCAUAGAACGUUGAAGGAUCCAAUUGUGGUCAAAUGGGAUGGAAAAUGCUGUGAUUGUAGCCAAGGCACAGUUGUUGUCAUUGUUGCUGUUGUUGCGGUGGUCCUCCUGUUAGCCUUGGUUACCUCACUUUUGAUUCUUUGGAGGAUAGGCACAAUAUGUGCUGGUCAAACAGGAGCUCUAAAGCCUACUGGGAAUCAGGCACCUCUGAAUGUGACAAAAGAUGGCGCUAGCAGCACUUCCUCUGACUCUGGUCAAGGCAGCAUUGAACGUCUAGAGAGGGAGACAAUGCUGACAAAUGGAGUGACAAAAGAUGGCGCUAGCAGCACUUCCUCUGACUCAGGUCAAGGCAGCAAUGAACGUCUAGAGAGUGAGGUAAUGCUGACAAAUGAAGCCAUUGGGGAGUGACUGACAACGCAUUCAAAUCCAGCAAAGAACGUGUGAUUUUGUUUUGUUAAUCAGCAAAUCUUGUCAAUCUAGAUGUGGUCAUUCCCAUGCAUUGAUCAUUUUGAUCAGGUUGGCUUGGAUAUGAAAUACUUAUUUAUUAACAUUUUGAUAUUUUGAAUAUCAUAGUGGAAUUCUUUGUUUGAUUAAAAUGUACCAAAUUAUUUUUCAACAAACGGAAUGACCAUUUUAAUUUAUUGUAUCGGAACCAUUAGUCUAUUUGUAUUGCACAGUCGAUUAAAAUGGUUGAUUAUUUUAAACUAGAAACCAAUCUUUGCACGCACAGAAACACACACAGAAACACAUAUACACACACACACACACACACACACACACACACUGAACUGCUUUUUAAAUAGGUUUUGUUUUUUAUGGAAAGUAUAAUAAAUUAAUAAUUAAUACAGGACUGCUUUGAUGAACAAAUGUGAAAGCCUCAGUAGCACUUAUGUGUUCAACAAUGCAUUCCACAUUUGACUGUUCCAAACAUUAUGGGACCCCUGUUGUGCUUUUGAGUCAUUACAAUAAUAAAAGAUACCAAUGAAUAAAGGUAAGAUUAUGCGCAUAUUGCAUGAAGUAGGCCUAGCUACAAUUACAGUUUACACAACAAACCAAACUUGUUUUACCACGUUCCACGCAGAAAGACUGGAGUUCACCUGAUAGAGAAAGCGAAGGUGCACUGUUGUCGGACUGCAUCUCACGUGGAAAUUUGACACAGAAUUGAUUUACACUAGUCCUAUUAUUAUUAUUUUCGCGACAUUCAACAUUCAUGUGAGCAUUCAAAAUGUAUUUUGUCGCACGUUUGUUCCUUUUUGGGACACUUUCGACAGUGGACUGUGGGUAAGAAUAUGUAUUUAUCUGUAAUGUUGCUAAAAGUGAAAGUAAAGUGUUUUUUUUUGGGCCAAGUUGCUACGUUUUCUUUUCGUUUUCAUGUGGACAAAUUAUUAUUAUAGAGGCACAUUUCAAGGAUUUAUGUUCAAUUGUGUCAUGUGAAAAUUGAAUGUUUUGUUAAGUUAUUUAUUAUUCUGUUAUAUCGUUAUUCUGAAUGAGUUACUUACUUAGUAACUACAAUUUAGUUGUUAAAACUGUAUAGGUAAUUAGGCUACAAUGUUUAUCUUGUACCUGUUGCUGCCAAAUUCCAUUGACUGUACCUGAUUGCACACCUGUGAAAACCAUCUAAUCUGGCAACAUAAAUGGACAGUUUGAUUGGUUGGAAAUGCUAUGGCGCGAUUAGCCUACAGUGUCUAAUUUCGUUGAUCCAGGAUCAGUUUUAGUUUGGUUUCUUUCAAUAACCAUUGUAGGCAAAGUGGUGAACAAAAAUGUAAGGAUUAUUAAAGGACAACUCAACCCAAAAACUAUAUUUUGGUAUUUGUUCCAUUGUUGACAUAGUUUCAAAAUGUUUUGCUUGUCAGCGAUCAAGUUUUCAAGAUAUGUAAGUUUCAAAAUACAGAAAUCAUGCCAUAUGAUGCAUGUGAAAAACUUGAUUGCUGACAAGAAAAACAUUUUGAGACUAUGUCAACAAUGAACUAAUGAAACAACUACCAAAAUAUAGUUUGGGGGUAGAAUUUUCAUUUAAAAACAGGAAAUGCAUUUUUAUCACUCUACAUAGCCUACUGUAGAUAUUUUAGUAAAUCUUCUAAGUACAAUGCAAAGGACAAUUUACUUGACUCUAAGAGCAAUACCAUACCAUAGGUAAGUCAUUCCCUCACUUCUUCUACUUGUUUUUCUUCUCAUAUGUCCAUCUUCUUAUGUGGAAGCAUGGCUGUAAGAUUGACCAACAGAGUGAUGGCACAUUGAAAUUCAUAUACGGCACUGACCAAUAUUAGCUACAAUGGUGAUGACUUCCUGGCCUUUGACGAUGCCACUAUGCAGUGGGUGGCACCAGUCAAUCAAGCUCUGCCGACUAAGAGGAAGUGGGACGGGGUGCAGAUCCUCAACCAGUACACCAAGGGCUACCUGGAGAAGGAGUGUGUGGACUGGGUUUCUAAAUUCAUGGCAUAUGGGGGAAAAGUAUUCAGUAGAGCUGACUCCCCUCCAAAGAUCUAUGUUUUCGCAAAA
Messenger RNA from Oncorhynchus mykiss (rainbow trout), 3506 nucleotides. RefSeq names its product class I histocompatibility antigen, F10 alpha chain. The record is from RefSeq and is a predicted model, not a curated record. Gene Ontology annotation, cellular component: external side of plasma membrane. NCBI's taxonomy places the organism in Eukaryota, Metazoa, Chordata, Actinopteri, Salmoniformes, Salmonidae. Gene Ontology annotation, biological process: immune response.